AUGCUGGACCUGCCCAGCACUUACAUCGACUUGGAAAAAUACACAGACGACCUCUGCAGCUUCAUAAAUACCCCGCUUGUCCGUCAGAUUACCGGCGGCAUCCACGUCAACGAUGCGCUGAUCCACAACGCCUGGGACGGAUUGCCCGCGGAGUGGACUGGCUGGUGGUCGCGCUGGCCAGAUCACCGACUGGCGCAGCAAGAUCUGAUUGACAGCAUUGACGAAGAUGAAAGUGUCCAUGACGACGGGCGCGGAACUACAGACGACGAGGUUCUACGUACCCGCCCCGAGUCGCUACGCAACUGGCUCUCACAGCUAAAAGCCCUCGCUAUAACCCGCACACAGACACCAGGGCCGACAGAGGCCCUCCCAGAGGUCUUGCAAACGCGCAUGAAGACAAAAAAAAUCGCCGAAGUGGCUCGCGCAACCAAUUUGAUUCAUGAGAUUUGCGAGUCAAGAGGAAUCAGGCGCGUCGUCGACAUGGGCUCCGGACAGGGCUAUAUGUCCAUCAGCCUGGCACAUCUCUUCCCAGAGCUACAAGUCCUCGCCAUUGACGGCAGCGAAUCACAAAUCACUGGCUCCCAGACAUUCGCCGACAGCCUGGAUAUCCCGCACAGCCGGCUGACGCAUAUGGUGCACUGGAUCGACGGCUCAUCCACGCUGGCAGACAAGGUCCGCGACUGGGCGGCCGGAGACAGGUGCAUCUUGGUGGGCUUGCACGCGUGCGGCAAUCUGUCUGAGCACAUGAUUCGCUACUUUGCGACGAUGUCCUGCAUGGACGCCUUGGCAGCCGUGGGGUGCUGCUACAACCACAUUGUGCCGCGGUCCGACACCAACCCAGACGGCUUUCCCAUUUCCGCCGCGCUUCGCGACAGAAAUGUCACGCUGAGCCCGACGGCGCUGAUGACGGGGUGCCAGGCGCCCAACAACUGGCCGCGGCCUGACCCUCACGCGUCGUCCGUGUUUGGUCGUCGUCGUCUCUACCGCGCCAUGCUCGAAAAAGCCUUCCACGACCACGGCAUCCGUCCUGCCAGUGACGGCGGAAGCGAGCGCCCGGCUUGGGGCAUUCGUAAGGGCGACAUGGCAAGUUUUACGGCCUUUGCCCACCGCGCCAUGGACUGCCUUGGCGUGGACGCCGCGCAGCGCCCAACUGACGAGCAGCUGCGUGCCUAUGAGGACGAGUACAAGGGCUGGGAAGGCCGCAUCGCGAUCCUGUGGACGCUGAGCGUGCUCUGCUGCAAGGUGGUGGAGAGCGUCAUUGUCGUGGAUCGGUACCGGUACUUGGCGGAGCGGCAAGACGUUCAGGACGUGGACGUUGUGCCUGUCUUUGACGUCAAGGUCUCGCCGCGGAAUCUCAUGAUUGUAGCGACAAGGGGGCGAGGCGGAAAUGCAACAGGCAGUGGGACUGUUUGA
This is a messenger RNA of Akanthomyces muscarius, 1413 nucleotides long. RefSeq lists its product as uncharacterized. Lineage: Eukaryota; Fungi; Ascomycota; Sordariomycetes; Hypocreales; Cordycipitaceae. The coding region runs from base 1 to 1413 and encodes 470 amino acids. The transcript has a single exon. The record is from RefSeq and is a predicted model, not a curated record.